UGGUACGACCCCAAGAGCGCAUGAUGCGACGGUUGCCGCGACCACCAGAUUGGAGCCCUUUCUUUGUCAACAAAUCAGUUGGAGCCCUUUGAAUCAAAGGCCCUCAUAUCCUUCUGGGACAGUCAAGAUCCACCGUUUGUGAUACUUGACAACCCUUUGCGAAAUGGCAAGUGGUAUGCGAUUGCAGCCAAUUCCAAGAUGGAGCCUCCCUUGAAACGGUUGAGGCUCAAUUUGUCCUCGUCCGGCGACGAAGACGAUGAGGACCAGGACGAGUUGUCUAUGACCCCCGCCCAGUUCGAUACCACCCAAGACCCCAUGUACCAGCUUGACAAAGGCCGCGCAAAAGCUGCUACAAGACUCAAAUCCACCUUCGAAGACAUUUUUGAAAAAUAUGGCAAGGACUUUGACGGCGACGACGAUGUCAUCAACUUCUACACAGAUGAGAUCGAGAUCGACAAUGGCCAUCUUAAGUCAUUGGAAAAUCGGAAAGACAACAACGCCGAGCAUUCUCUGUCGGCCGAUGAAGAAGAAAGGAUUCUGAGUGGGAAGUCGGGUGGUCGCCAGAAAAAACCGCCAUCAAAGUCGCUCAUACCCACAAACUACACCGGACACACUCAGAGACUGCAGUUCCAGUCGCCAUGGAAUGAGUCUCCUAGAUUUAACGCGCCUCGAUUAUCCAGUCUUGCGUUCUCUUCCUAUGGCUCUCCUCCUGCUUUUGAUCUCGGGCGUUUCACGUUCAGAAACAGCCACGUUGAUCCAGUUUGGCAAGCCCCGGAUUUACCUUUUCAGCCCCAAUAUCGGCCUCUGAUUGGAAUAGGAGAAAGUCAGACGGGCUCAUUUGGCGGGCAAUCGGGUUACGUUACCAGGAGACUCGUGAGCGCUAAGUCUUUCCUUCGCAGCACCUCUACACCUUCUCAGGCCAGGAACGUGGAUGUAGCCGAUGAAGAAGACAGCGUUAUUCUCGGUAGGAGCAGACAACAAAAGGCACCUUUGGCCAGUUUAGAAGACGGGCAAAAGGUUGGCGUGGCAUCUAACUCCACAACUGGUUUACGUCUGUCUGCUCCAAAUUCUAAUCAGCUACCUCCUUUCUUUGGAAUCGGUCUUGAUGAUGAUGAGCUACGACUUGAACUUGAUGUUACUACAAAGGAGUUGGAGAAAAUAGUGACAAAACCCUCAGCUCUAGAUGCCUCGGUAGCUGAAAAAUCGACCAAUGAAGAUAAGGCUGUCCGGCACGACCAGCGACUAAGCAGUCCGCAUAAUCGCUUGUCCCCUACUCGCUACAAGAGAAGGCCACCAAGAAAUUCAGAUACUCGCGGAUCCCCUCACGCUCCCGAGAAAGUUUCCACCAGCCAAGUUCGCGCUCUUCAACCGAAUGAAAGAAGGAUUGAAAUAGUGAUCCCGAUUAUGAAAGCCCUGCUCCCAUCAGCCACGAGGCAAUCUACCGAGGAUCCGGCCGCCUUACUAGUUGACGAGAGCUUACAACGGCCAGGCCAGGACCAAGAUGUUUCUGACGACCAAAUAAUCGAGAAUACAAAUUCUCAAGACAGCUUCCAUGAUAUACAGUUAACGGGGCACAGUGGAGAUGCAGUGCAUCAGUCAUCCAAGGGUGUCAAUGAAGAGGUACAAGGUGACUACGCAAAGCAUACCACUCACUCUUUGGAAUCUCAACAGGCACUGCAAAAACAUUCAAAGCGUAUACAGGAACGCAUAGAUCCUUCUAAUGUGGAGACCUCACCACAGGGUCGAAAGAGUUCCGAAGAUAUAUGCAUCGAAGCAACACAGGAGUCAAGCUCUUUCCAAACACCCCAGGAUGGCUUUACGGAUAACACUCCUAAAGAGGAUAGUUGCGAAAUUGGACAGAAAUUGGACUGUGAUAGAGAACACGGCAGUAUUACUACUGAACAACAGCUUUCCCAAGAUACAAACAUCGAUAUGGGCGACGAGCCAGUGAUGCUGAAUUUGGAUGUUGAAGAAAGUUUGAAAUCAAUACAUGCUAUUGAGCACAACCCGAAAGGAGUAUUAACACAAUCAGUAUCACCAAAAAAAACCGUGGGAAAUGAUACUCUCGAUGUUACGAUAGAUUUGAUUGAUUCAUCCCCUAUGGGAACGGCCGCUCUCGGAACAACCCAGAAUCAAGACAAACAAAUAGCAAUCCCCAAAAACCAAACUACCGCCGAUGAUGAGCCAGAAUUUUCUAGGAUAGAGGUAAAUGGCGUGCUUGACAUUUCGGAGAUUGCGGAAUCUUGCGAGAGCCGAGACUCCGCGUCCGAACAUAACGUUGGCGAUAUCGGUCCCCAAUACUCCGAACACUCGGUCGUAUCUGAUCGAACGGAGUCCGACGAAUCUCCAGGUCGAGACUCUUUGUCCCCGAAUCUGGAGGCAUAUGAGAUACCCGAUGACGAUGAGCAAAAUGCCUUUGAUGACCCGGUGUGUCCGAGUGACCUUGGUCUUGACGCUGAAAUCAAUGGUUUGCGACUGGGGUCAGACCACUACGAUGAGCACAGGAGUCACACGCCCGGGAUUGUAGAAUUACCGGACCAAGACCUAUCCGUCUUGCCGGAAGCCGAUCGUACGUCAGAGCCGGUGUUGCCAUCGUCAUUGAGCUCAAUAACGAACGAUAACCAAAAUGUUCCUGAGAAAGGCAGAUCUCCUAGCCCCGAGCUAGGAACACCCAUUCGGUCUAGGUUCACUAACAGUGCUGUCUCCCAAACCAACACAUCACCUACCCCUACAACUCCGACAAGAAAUCAAGGACCCAAAAGCGUGCAACGCUCGAACAGCUAUCGCCGCACUCCGUCAAGCAAGCGCUUCCCUCUCACAUCCCUUCUACCUGAGGGCAUUGAUGAUGAAAGCGAUGACGAGCUGAGCAUUGCAGGCUCGGUUUCGACCACGGGCUCGAGAUUGUUCUCUCCAUUCUUUCGGGCCACCCCCGACCAUGACUUACCGCCUCUACUCUUAACCCCCCGUAACAGAAAACGAAAACACAAUCUAGUGACUCGGACCCCCGGCUCAUCCGCGCGAACGCCAAAUCGGAGUCUCGGGCAAGGCAACAUGAUGCCCCCGGCGACAGAUUCGCGCACGGGUCGAAACCAAACUCGGCAGGAACGAAACCCAGCGGUGCACAGCUCGCCUCUAUCCCGCAGAGUCGCCAAACAUCUGCUCAGCAGUCCUACCAAACGACAACAAGUAACUCCAUUAAGAAGACCAAGUGUAGUGCCGUCACCAAAUGGUACCUUGCGACGGUGUGGUGAGGACGGCUUCGAGUGCGGGCGGGAGUUCUGCUUCACUUGCUGCAUAUAGGCCUGGGUCGUAUACAUUCCGAAAUAUGCGAACAGAAACGCGCUCCCCCUGGUCCCUCUCACAAAACCAGUUAUUGCUUAAUACCCGCGGCUCCUACUAUUUACGUGCCCAGCUCAUCAAGGCAAGGUUUUGCUUACUUAGCUCAUAUCAUAUCCGCAUAAGAACCAUUACUAGUUAAGGAUGAAUGAAUGCUAGGCCAGCAAUCAAUGUGAUAGCGAGGACAACAUUGUAAGAUCAUAGUCUUCACAUACUGUAUCGAUCCUAUCGAGACCAACAGAUAGCCAGUGUAGUCAAUCGGUCGUAUCGGGAUGAACGUCGGGAUGCGACGAGUAUACAAAUUCUAUCCAUAGUUAGCCUGUCUAAGGUGUAAUCAACAUCAAUCCACAAAGUAUCGUAAUAAAGCAUGAAAUAGCAAGUA
Xylaria bambusicola is the source of this 3718-nucleotide messenger RNA. RefSeq lists its product as uncharacterized. Gene Ontology annotation, cellular component: nucleus. The record is from RefSeq and is a predicted model, not a curated record. Lineage: Eukaryota; Fungi; Ascomycota; Sordariomycetes; Xylariales; Xylariaceae. The coding region runs from base 199 to 3300 and encodes 1033 amino acids. The transcript has a single exon. Gene Ontology annotation, molecular function: histone binding; protein heterodimerization activity.